AAUAGAGUUGAGUAAGUGAUGGGGAUUUUGAUUGAUUCACAAGAGGGUGGUAAUAGUAAUGGAGGUCAAUGUUCAAAGAUGUUCUUCAAUAGGAAGAAGAAGGUGGAUUCUGCACGCAAGAACACCUCUGAGCCUCAACUUGCUAAGGAGCUAUCUGUUCCUCAACUCUUGGCAAUUGGUGUUGGUGCAACAAUUGGUGCUGGUGUAUAUGUUCUGGUUGGAACAGUUGCUCGUGAGCUUUCCGGUUCGUCUCUGGCAAUUUCUUUCCUGGUAGCUGGAUUCGCGGCUGCUCUUUCGGCUUUUUGCUACGCGGAGCUAGCUAGUCGUUGUCCUUCUGCUGGGAGUGCCUAUCACUACACAUACAUAUGUGUUGGGGAAGGAGUUGCUUGGUUGAUUGGCUGGGCCUUGAUAUUAGAAUAUACAAUUGGUGGAGCUGCUGUUGCUCGGGGCAUAACACCCAAUUUGGCUGCUCUUUUUGGAGGUGAAGACAAUCUACCCAUCUUUUUAUCGCGUCAGCAUAUUGCUGGGAUCAAUAUUGUUGUGGACCCAUGUGCAGCAAUUAUGAUAUUUGUUAUUACUGCCUUGUGUGUUGGGAUUAAAGAGAGUAUAAUGGUUCAAAGUAUAGUCACAUCAGUGAACAUGUGUGCUUUGAUGUUUGUCAUAAUUGCUGGUGGUUACCUAGGAUUCAAAUCUGGAUGGCCUGGAUAUGAAGUUCCUACAGGAUCUUUUCCAUUUGGGGUAGAUGGAAUGCUUGCUGGUUCUGCAACUGUCUUUUUUGCUUAUAUAGGUUUUGAUGCAGUUGCCAGCACUGCCGAAGAGGUGAAAAAUCCUCAACGUGAUCUGCCACUGGGUAUUGGUGGUUCAUUGUUUUUAUGUUGUGGAUUGUAUAUGAUGGUCUCGAUUGUUAUCGUCGGUUUAGUACCUUAUUAUGCUAUUGAUCCUGAUACCCCAAUAUCCUCUGCAUUUGCUAGCCAUGGAAUGCAAUGGGCAGCUUAUAUUAUAAAUGCCGGGGCUUUUACAGCUCUAUGUGCAUCAUUGAUGGGUGGGAUAUUGCCCCAGCCAAGAAUCUUGAUGGCUAUGGCAAGGGAUGGGCUGCUACCACCAUUUUUUUCGGACAUAAAUAAGCACAGUCAGGUUCCUGUUAAGAGCACAAUUGCUACUGGCCUUAUUGCUGCAAUUUUGGCAUUUUCCAUGGAAGUCUCUCAAUUGGCAGGGAUGGUUAGUGUGGGCACACUUCUUGCAUUCACCAUGGUGGCAAUAUCGGUGUUGAUACUAAGAUAUAUCCCUCCAGAUGAGGUUCCGUUGCGCCCUUUUCUCCAAGAACCAAUUGAUUCAGGGGCAGGUGGAUACAUUUGGAGCUGCUUGGAGACAGGUUGGAAAGAUAAGGAGGCAGUUGGUACUUCUGGGAACCGAAAACCUUUACUUGUGAAAGAGGAUGUAUCAAUUGAGUAUCCCCUUAUUCCUAAGCAACUUGCCAUUGGCAGCUAUUUACACGAGGGUAAUAGACGAAAGGUUGUUGGGUGGGUAAUAACAUUGACAUGCUUAGGUAUACUUGUCCUCACAUAUGCUGCUUCGGACUUAACCCUUCUCAGUUCGGUUCGCUUUGGAUUGUGUGGGGUUGGUGGCUCUCUUCUUUUGUCUGGUUUAGUCUUCCUAACCUGCAUAGAUCAAGAUGUUGCAAGACACAACUUUGGACACACUGGAGGUUUCAUUUGCCCACUGGUGCCACUGCUUCCCAUAGCUUGCAUUCUCAUCAAUUCUUAUCUACUUGUUAAUCUUGGAUCUGACACAUGGGCACGUGUUUCAAUAUGGCUCGCAAUAGGGCUAGUUGUUUAUGUAUUCUAUGGCAGAACGCACAGCUCCCUCAAAGAUGCAGUUUAUGUCCCAGCAACGCAAGUGGAUGAUACUUAUCACUAUCACACCACCACGUGUCUUGCUUAAUAAUCCAUGUGAAGCUUACUAGAAGCCAAAUUGUAUAGAAAAUGUAUAGAAAAUGUAUCUCAAGAUUAAUAGAUCAGGUCAUGGUUUUUUUUGGGUCAUAUUUUAGGUCAUGGUUGGUUUGUUUCUUGUAAAAUACCAACAUUCGGUUGCUCAUUAUGAUAGGCAAACGUAUUUUCAUGAUUUCAUCCCAAUAUAAAGUUGUUGGGAUAGAUCCUUAGUAACUACUAUUCUAGUAAUCUUUUGCCUUGCAUGGGGUAAUUCCGUAAUUUAAAUUUCAAAAAUGCUAUUU
This is a messenger RNA of Arachis ipaensis, 2230 nucleotides long. Its product is annotated as cationic amino acid transporter 2, vacuolar-like. NCBI's taxonomy places the organism in Eukaryota, Viridiplantae, Streptophyta, Magnoliopsida, Fabales, Fabaceae. The record is from RefSeq and is a predicted model, not a curated record. Gene Ontology annotation, molecular function: amino acid transmembrane transporter activity. Gene Ontology annotation, biological process: transmembrane transport; amino acid transport. Gene Ontology annotation, cellular component: membrane.